UGCCCAGACUGAAGCGUAGUGACGGGUAGCUGACCCUACUUCCGAGUCGGAAUUCGUCGCCACGCGAGCAAAUGUAACGUUUAAAUAGUCAGAUGGCCCUUUGUUAGAUUGCCAAUUAUGUCCAUCAUCAUCCUCCUACUUGCCCUAUGUGCCUCCGUGCUAGUCUACUACACGACAGUAGUAUCGCGGAAGCGCAACAGACUUCCACUACCCCCUGGUCCUGAAGGAAAUUGGGAUUUUGGGAGAUCGACUUCCUCUUUUGCGUCAUUUCAGGAAUUAGAAACGUUGUUUCAAGAACAUGGCCCCGUCGUCACACUGAAGUCGGGAUCGCAGACGGUUGUUGUCAUUGGCCGACAACAAGCAGCGAUUGAUAUCAUGGAGAAAGAAGGUGCAUCACUCGCUGACCGUCCACAGUGGGUAGCAGCGAGUGAAAUGGUCUCCGGAGGCAUGAGGAUCCUGCUUCUGAAUUCUGGCAAGAGGUUCAGAAAGCUUCGGAGAGCACUGCAUAGACAUCUGCAGAUGAAAGCAGUGGUCGAUUACGAGCCACUCCAGAUGCGCUACGCAAAGAAUGUCAUCUUGGACCUUAUGGAGGAUCCAGAUAACCAUGCGUGCCAUGCCAGACGGUACGCUGGAUCACUCAUUUUAGCCUUGACAUACGGAAGGACGGCUCCCGGUCGGUCUGAUGAUCCGGAGAUCGUCGCUGUAGCGCGCAGCCUGCAGAGGGUCGGACUCGCGGUUCGGCCGGGUGAGUACAAAGUGGACGAAUAUCCAUUUUUGAGGUACUUGCCUUUCUAUGGCAAGGAGCUCAGGACAUGGCACGCGGAAGAACUAGCGCUGUUUAGAAGCCAAAUGGAUACCGUUGUGAACAACAUAGAUACCGUCCAGCCGUGCUUCGCCAAAUACCUUAUCGAGCACCAAGCAGAGCUCGAGUUGAAGCACGACGAGUUAGUCUACCUCGCAGGUACUAUGUUUGGUGCCGGGUCUGCUACCACAGCAAACGCGAUUAGCCUGGUAAUCAUGGCUGCGGCGUGUUUCCCUGGCGCCCAACGUGCGGUCCAGCAACAAAUUGAUGAAGUAAUUGGAAGCGAUCGCCCACCGAACUUCGAGGAUUAUGCGGCCCUUCCUCGAGUAAAGGCUUUCAUAUUAGAAACCUACCGCUGGCGACCGGUUGGAGGUAGCGGCUUUUCUCAUCGAGCGUCAGGAGAUGUUUUUUGGAAAAACUACUGUAUACCAAAGGGGACUGUGGUCAUUGGCAAUCACUGGUCCAUUUGUAGAGAUCCAGCUCUAUUUGAAGAUCCCGAUAAUUUCAACCCAGAUCGUUGGCUGGAUGAUCUUGGACGAGUCAAAGACGAUGUCCCUUUCUUUAAUUUUGGUUUUGGAAGAAGGGUUUGUCCCGGACAACAUGUGGCUGACAAAUCUGUAUUUAUAAACACGGCGCUGAUUUUAUGGGCAUUCAACAUAACGCAGAUGGCAUCUGAACCCAUCGAUCCCAACGGUUUCGUUAACGUCGGUGUCAGCAUUGCACCUCAGCCAUUCAAAGCGUGCUUCAACAAGAGAGUCGACAGCAUACAUAGACUGUUAGAAGGUUACGGCACCCCACAUUAAUUAUUACAUUUGUACGAAGCUGGUAUUUAU
Messenger RNA from Desarmillaria tabescens, 1635 nucleotides. Its product is annotated as cytochrome P450. The coding region runs from base 118 to 1605 and encodes 495 amino acids. The record is from RefSeq and is a predicted model, not a curated record. NCBI's taxonomy places the organism in Eukaryota, Fungi, Basidiomycota, Agaricomycetes, Agaricales, Physalacriaceae. Gene Ontology annotation, molecular function: monooxygenase activity; oxidoreductase activity, acting on paired donors, with incorporation or reduction of molecular oxygen; iron ion binding. The transcript has 12 exons.